Molecule: messenger RNA, 2514 nt
Organism: Olea europaea var. sylvestris
Lineage: Eukaryota; Viridiplantae; Streptophyta; Magnoliopsida; Lamiales; Oleaceae
Product: methionine--tRNA ligase, chloroplastic/mitochondrial
Exons: 13
Coding region: 459-2357 (632 amino acids)
Biological process (GO): methionyl-tRNA aminoacylation
Cellular component (GO): mitochondrion; chloroplast stroma
Molecular function (GO): methionine-tRNA ligase activity; ATP binding
Source: RefSeq, a predicted model, not a curated record
CUUACUAAUGCUCAACUUAACGUCCAUAGUCCGCAAAAGACCCCAAGAAAACAUACAAACCAGUUCUGGAUAUGGCGAAGCUUAUAACCAAUUAUAAGUUAUAAUCCGAAAGGCUCAAUUUUUAAUAAAAAGAUGUGUUGUUCUUGCGGUUUUCCUUCGACACUUCACUCUGUAACUUAGCAAAUUUUCAUCUGUCACUUACUCCGUUCCGCAGGAAUCAAACAAAAGGAAUUCGUCUGAAUCAUUUUUCUUACUGUUUAACCAAUCAAGUUUGUAAUUUUAAAUUUCUUUGAUCUUGUUCGGUCAUUAUCAAUAGCCAAUUGUCAAACUUGUAUGGUGCUGUUCCUCAAAUCUAUUCACUGUCCUUAGAUCUCUACACUUGAGGCCCCUUUGAACUGGCCUGUAACAUGACAUAAUCCUCAAAGCUGUGACAGGCUUUGGCUCCUUGUUCAAAGAAAAUGGCAUGUAGAGUUCAACACUCGAUGCAAAACAGCCUCUGGUUCUUAUCAUCUUCUCGUUUCUACAGUACGAUACAAUCCCAAAAUGUCCGGUCCAAAAAUCCAAAGUAUUUUUGCAAGAAAUUGCUCUCGUCUUCUUCUUUCUCGAAAGGAGUUCGCCAUUGCAGUGCUACUGCGAGCUAUACAGAUGCAAAUAUUAAUCAUUCAAAUGCAGAGUCAUUUGUACUCACCACUCCACUUUAUUAUGUAAAUGCCCCUCCUCACAUGGGCAGCGCUUACACCACCAUAGCUGCUGAUGCCAUUGCUCGUUUUCAGAGACUUCUCAGGAAGAAGGUUAUAUUCAUAACCGGCACAGAUGAACAUGGGGAAAAGAUAGCUGGCGCUGCAGCUGCCAAUGGUUCCAGUCCAAGGGAGCACUGUGAUUCUGUUUCACAAGCUUACAAGUUACUUUGGAGAGAUUUAGACAUUGCUUAUGACAAGUUCAUUCGAACGACUGACUCAAAACAUGAAGCCCUAGUGAAGGAAUUCUAUUCUAAGGUUCUUGCCAAUGGUGAUAUCUAUCGGGCUGAUUACGAGGGAUUAUACUGUGUGAAUUGUGAGGAAUACAAGGAUGAGAAAGAAUUGUUGGAAAAUAAUUGCUGUCCCAUGCACUUGAAGCCAUGUGUUCGAAGGAAGGAAGACAAUUACUUCUUUGCCCUAUCAAAGUAUCAAAAAAGGUUGGAAGAUACUUUGACAGAAAACCCGGAUUUUGUCCAGCCGUCUUUUCGUUUGAACGAGGUGCAAGGUUGGAUCAAAAGUGGCCUGAGAGAUUUCUCCAUUUCACGAGCAUCAGUGGACUGGGGCAUUGCAGUUCCUAAUGAUGAUAAACAAACUAUUUACGUAUGGUUUGAUGCUUUGUUGGGUUAUAUAUCUGCUCUAUUGGAUGAUAAGGAGAAACCUAAUUUACAAACUGCCAUUUCUUCUGGUUGGCCUGCUUCUCUACACUUGAUUGGCAAGGAUAUAUUACGAUUUCAUGCUGUUUAUUGGCCAGCAAUGCUCAUGUCAGCUGGACUGAGCCUACCGAAGAUGGUUUUUGGCCAUGGAUUCUUGACAAAGGAUGGCUUGAAAAUGGGAAAGUCACUGGGAAAUACACUUGAGCCGACUGACUUGGUGCACAGAUUUGGCUCUGAUGCAGUCAGGUACUUCUUUCUCAAGGAGGUGGAAUUCGGUAGUGAUGGGGACUACUCGGAGGACCGUUUUAUCAAUAUUAUUAAUGCGCAUCUUGCGAACACAAUUGGGAAUCUUCUGAACCGUACACUUGGACUUUUGAAAAAGAAUUGCCAAUCAACUUUGGCUACUGAUUCAGCUAUUGCAGCAGAAGGAAAUGCAUUGAAGGAUACGGUCGAGAAACUGGUAAAGUUUGCAUAUGAAAAAUCUCACUCUUCUUUGUUGGGAAAGGGACACGCCGAGAAAGCCAGAAAACAUUAUGAAAACCUAGAGUUGUCAUCAGCUUGUGAGGCAGUUCUAGAGAUCGGUAAUGCUGGGAAUGUUUAUAUCGAUGGACAAGCACCAUGGUCUCUUUUUAAGCAAGGGGGUUCUGCCUUUGAAACUGCAGCCAAGGACCUAGUGAUUGUAUUGGAAGCAUUAAGGAUCAUAGCAAUUGCUUUGUCCCCAAUCACUCCAAGUUUAUGUUUGAGAAUAUACACCCAGCUUGGUUAUUCUGAAGACCAGUUCAAUGCUGUUACUUGGAAUGAUACAAAAUGGGGUGGGCUGAAGUGCGGUCAGGUCAUGGCGCAACCAAAUCCUGUUUUUGGUAGGAUUGAACUUGAGACUGAAGCGAAAAAUGCAGGGGAUUCGACUAAUAAAGCAAGUAAGAAGAUGAACAAGACGCCGAAGACCCAAAAGGCAGUUGAAGCCUAGAAAUUUUUGGUUCACCUCAGAGGAUAGUUACAAGUUCUUUUAAGAUUGUUUACACUGUUCAUUUUUGUUUCAAUUUUUUCCCAUUUUGGAUGUACAUUAAAACCUUAUUUACUUAAUCUAGAAAGAAUUAUCAGCAUUGUUGAUGAUAUUCACUGUA